This is a messenger RNA of Penicillium bovifimosum, 924 nucleotides long. RefSeq lists its product as uncharacterized. The record is from RefSeq and is a predicted model, not a curated record. The coding region runs from base 1 to 924 and encodes 307 amino acids. The transcript is spliced from 2 exons. NCBI's taxonomy places the organism in Eukaryota, Fungi, Ascomycota, Eurotiomycetes, Eurotiales, Aspergillaceae.
AUGGUAGCCACCAAAAUCGGUUGGUCGCCCAGCUUCCGCAAGCUGUCUAUCACUAGAGUCAUUGUGCUUCUCGCGAAAGACUCCCCCAAUGGCCUGCGCAGAAACCAACCUCCUCAAGUGAAGCUAUGCGGCACCGACCCCACGCAAUUUGCCCUCGACAUGCGCUGGUACGCAGAGUGGCUCUCUCAACAACGGGAAAAAAUACCUUCCUAUCUUUUGUACCUUCGAGUCGGGCAAUACAAGCUUCAAGAGAAGCAGCAAAGCUUGCGCGUCCUUUUUGAGGCGAUUGACGACUACACAUGCGGGAUCGAGGGGGCCUCUAUUGACGAGAUUACUGUACAUCUACGAGACACAGGAGUAUUUGAUUCUGCAGAAGAUCAAGAACACCAUCAGACGCUUCUUGUAUUCGCAGCUCUUGGUUGGGCUUCAAUGCUGUAUCAGGCCGAUUUUGACCUCCACUUGGCAGACGAAUUAAUCAUCAACUGCGACUCCGACCAGCCUCACUCAGGUAUUGUGUUCGAUACGUUUAAGGUCCCAAUUGAGCUUUCUGACCGGCCGUUGUCUGUCCUGCUCAAAGCUUUUGGGCAACUUUUACCUGCUCCAUCCUCGAAUUCUCCUUAUUUCGCGAGUAAGACGAGCAGCAUGGUAUCGGUCUGGCAGCCCUUGCAUCCGGACGAGACAAAUGCGUACCUGCUCCAUGUCUUGCUUCGUGUUCAUAUACGAUGGGUGGAUGUCCUGGCCUUACACCUCGACUAUGACAAAUCCACCAGGACGUUGACGCUCUUUCGGUACCCAUCGUUCUGUGCUGCGAUGCUUCGUGGACGCGGUUCGAUAUAUGCAUUCUCUAGCAUCGAAAAUGCCUCUGCAGAUCCGCGCGCCAAAGAAGAAGAUAUUGAGCAAUUUCUACGAGAGCCACCCAAUUGA